AUGUCGCUGAGCCCCAAACCGCACCACCACCACCAUCACAACCAUCACGCCGCGCACACAACACCGUUCUCUGUUACCGACAUACUCAGCCCAAUCGAGGAGUACCGUAAGCUCGAGCUGUGCGGAUCGCCUUCUCCGUACCACAGGUCCAGCACGGCCGGUAGCACCGGUGGCAGUGCCUCCGGAAGCCCAGGAGCCAUGUCCGGCGGUGGAGGUAACAACAACAACAAUAAUAAUAACGUCCCUGGAGCGGUCCCGGCCGCGGCCAGCUGGCACGUGCACCCGCAAUUCCCGGCGCCGCCGCCGCCACCACCUCAAUAUUGUCAGCCGGACAUGGUGACGUCGUACGGGAAUUCAGCCACGUGGUACGGGGCACCAGCCAACGACCCACGGUUUGCAAUAUCCAGAUUGAUGGGCUCGUCAAACACCCCGAUGAAUGGUAUGACAAACAUGGAAUGCGAUAUCAAACCACCUCUACAGUUUCCACUUACCCAGAGACGAAAGCGGAGAGUGCUGUUCACUCAGGCUCAAGUUUAUGAAUUAGAACGGAGGUUCAAACAACAAAAAUAUUUAUCAGCUCCGGAACGAGAACAUUUGGCUAGUCUAAUUCAUUUAACUCCCACACAGGUAAAAAUAUGGUUCCAGAACCAUAGAUACAAGUGUAAACGUCAGGCGAAAGAAAAAGCUAUGGCUGAACAGAAUGCCCAAAAUCAGACUCAGAGUUCGCCACGACGAGUGGCCGUGCCCGUUUUAGUGAAAGACGGCAAACCGUGUUCAGGUACGUCAGACGUGUCCGGCCAACAGUCUGCGCCCGGCGGUAACAAUUGCAACGGCCACAGUCCCGCUAUGCACCACGGUGGCCACGUACCAGUCCCCGUCCACCCCCAUCACCAUGGGCACCAUCACCAUCACGGGUCGCCCAACGUCGGGCACCACCAGCAACAGCACCAACCACCGCAACACCAGUUGCUGACCAACACCUCGAUGCCGUACCCAAGACAAAACGUUGGUCAGCAUCACCAUCAACAGCAAAACAUGUCCUAUUUAUCAAUUCAAGGACGUGCGUGGUGA
This is a messenger RNA of Macrosiphum euphorbiae (potato aphid), 1071 nucleotides long. The record is from the annotation of a GenBank genome assembly. NCBI's taxonomy places the organism in Eukaryota, Metazoa, Arthropoda, Insecta, Hemiptera, Aphididae.